Molecule: messenger RNA, 1462 nt
Organism: Actinia tenebrosa (Australian red waratah sea anemone)
Lineage: Eukaryota; Metazoa; Cnidaria; Anthozoa; Actiniaria; Actiniidae
Source: RefSeq, a predicted model, not a curated record
GAAAAACUAUUGACGCACCACCUAUGAGGGGGAUUCUACAUAAGUAUCUUAUUCUAUUUACGUAAAGAUCGUUAUCUAAAAACUAGUUUUUAACCUGCAAAACAACUAGCAAUUUUGGUUUAGAGGAGAGUUAGCAGACGAGGUCGAUUAGGUAGCCGAUGUUUUAACCGAAGGAUGAAAGAAAAUGAAUGUGAUAAAGGUUGGUAAUUUAGACGCCAAUUUUCUAGGACUCACAGAAUACGCACAAAUGGAAGAAGAAAAGACGAAAAGAAAAGRGAAAAAAGAUUUGAUGUUUUUAAAACGCUCUGCAACCAUCGAGACUUCGACAAGGCUAAACUUCAAGUCUAAUCGAAGAUUGUCGACCGAAAGUUUAAUGAGCUGUGGCUUUCGAAGACCUAGGACUGAAACGACAAUGUCCUCGAUUCAAAACCAAAACAUUGACUUCUGGAAAAGACACUUUGAUCCACGAACAAAUGUCUCUUGGACGGAAUUCCGCUCGGCGUUUCUUCAAGACUAUGGGAGUGUUAUCUAUGAUUUUUCUCCUAAAAGAGUGAAUUGGAUUCUUAGUAUUAUUCAUCUGGAUAUAUUCGAAGGAAGAGACUUGAUUUAUAAAAUAUAUUAUGAUAAAUAUUGUGGAAAAUCGAACAAGCAUCCUGACAGACUAUGGCUGAAGAUAAAACAGUACGCGACGGAAAGAAUUUUCAGGGAGGGUGUUGUGGAAUCUCUUUUCGAGUGAAAAUAUUUUCAACCGAGAAAAUUUCUUCAACACGUAAUUACUCAGAUGAUCAGUUGAAGUACACUUUUUUUCUUUAAAUUCAGUUAUCACAGACCAAUUUAUUUAAAAAUCACAAACGACAGAUUUUAUGCUAUAUUUAUUGAGGUUGGACGUGGAAAACCUCAAGGAACAAUGGCUCAAGUUUGGAGUUCUCUGCUGCUCAGGGUUAGCUUCGACUUUGUGCAGAAUAUCCAUGUGUCCAGAAAAUGGUCCUGGAAUUUUUGAAAGUGAAUUGGUAUAUUCUUAACUUUACCGUUAGUAUUUGGGAAUAUUUGGACGCUGAGUGAAUGAGUCUGUAGUCAAGGAACACAGCGGUAAUUUGGAACUCCAAAAAGUCCAUUUGAAUCAAAAGUGUAUGCAUCUUCUGGUAAAAAGGAGAAUAUCAGACUUUUUGACUUUGUCAUAUUAAAUGAUUUGAUCAAAUUAUGGAUCAAAGGAAUGCGACAGAUUGUAAUUAUGCCCUGAAGACUUUUCAUAUUGACUAGUGACGUCACAGCAGAUCUUAGCCUACCGGGGAAUUUUUAGUUAUUCGACUUUCAUAAAUUUUGACUAAUACAAAUGAGCCUUUUGUGAAAACAAAACAAAAAAUUAAAAUUAAAAAUAGAUGUAAUAAAGUUAUGAGCAAAAUGACUUGAUUUAGAAGGAGAAUUAAUGCUCAAGGAUGAAUGAAUAAAUUGAUCAAAUUAA